Messenger RNA from Aspergillus japonicus CBS 114.51, 1977 nucleotides. RefSeq lists its product as uncharacterized. The record is from RefSeq and is a predicted model, not a curated record. The coding region runs from base 1 to 1977 and encodes 658 amino acids. NCBI's taxonomy places the organism in Eukaryota, Fungi, Ascomycota, Eurotiomycetes, Eurotiales, Aspergillaceae. Gene Ontology annotation, molecular function: DNA binding; zinc ion binding; DNA-binding transcription factor activity, RNA polymerase II-specific. Gene Ontology annotation, biological process: regulation of DNA-templated transcription; DNA-templated transcription. The transcript has 6 exons.
AUGAGUCUCAGGCCCCUUGCCCCUGCUCCACCGCCUUCUACCGCUCCCAAUCCCCCAAACCCGAAUCCGAAUCUUCCCUCCGAACCCUCAGUCGCAGUACCGAAACUUCGGAAGGCAUCCACAGCAUGCAGUCACUGCAAACGCCAGAAGGCCCGGUGCCAAAUACCUGACGGAGCCACGGCCUGCGAACGGUGCACCAAGCGGGAUCUCUCCUGCAUAUUCGAACAGGAUGAGGAUAUGCGGCGGAAGCUGGCCCACAAACGGAAGCUCGAGAAGCUCGAAGAGGAGCGGGAUGUCUUGUUGCAGCUGGUGCAGACGCUGCAGGACAGCCCGGACGCCAAGGCGACCCAGCUGCUGAAUCUCAUCCGCAGCAAGGCGCCCCUCGGCGAGAUCAAGCUCUACAUGGACCACAACGUGUUGGACCGGGACCGCGAGACGACCCCGCUGCUGGCGGAGAUCUACGAGCGCACCCACGGGUUGAAGGAGGACAAUAAACGGCCCUCGUCCCAUCAGGUACUCAACAUCCAGCGCUUGGUCGACAUCCCGGUCUACCGCGUGCCUGCCGCGCCUUGGACCACGGUCACGACCAAUGAUGAACUGGUGUCGCAUCUGAUCUCUCUGUGGCUGACCUGGAGCCAUCCGUUCUACAACUGGAUCGAUAAAGAGCUGUUUCUGCGUGACGCGCAAGCAGGCAAGCUGGACUCGCAAUUCUGCUCGCCGUUCCUGGUGAAUUGUAUUCUGGCGGAAGCAUGCUUUCAUUCGGACUACCCGGAGGCGUAUGCAGACCCCAAUGAUCCAGAUUCCAAGGGUGUUCAUUUCUACAACGAGGCGCGACGGAUCUAUGAGAAGAUCGAAGGUCAGCUCGAUUUACCGACCAUGCAGGGGUGCGGCGUCUUGUUCGUAUGCAUGGCGGCGAUGGGCAAAGACCGUGUGGGGUGGUUGUACCUCGGCCACCUGCGCAGCAUGGCAGAAGAAUACACCAAGGAACAUCCCCCGCCGCCAGCCGGGACGACUCCAUCCCGGCCGGGAAAGUCGACCGCCUCGAUCUCGCUGAUGAAGCAUUUGGCGCUCGACCGGCCGAAUCGACCGCUUCUUCCAUGCGACCACUCCGCCGACGACACUUGGACGCCGUAUCCGCGCCAGAUGGAUCCCGUUCAAUCCCACAUCCCCUGCGUGCUGAACAGCUUCUGCGCUCUGAGCGAGAUCAACGUCGAUGCCAACCGCAAGGUCUUUGCGAGCGGGCACAAGCCCCCUCGGGACGAGCUGGAACAGACCUUGCAAGACGUGCAAGCCCGGCUCGAUGACUGGAAGAGCAGACUGCCCCUAUGCCUGGCCCUGGAUAACCUGAGCGUCCCGCAAGCGCUAAGCUUACACAUGCUCUACCACACCGUAGUAAUCAUGCUCUGGGGCCUCCUGAAAAAGGACGACCCAGACAUCGACCGGGACACCGACACGAGCUCCCACAAAAUCCCGCGGGAGACGGCGCGUCAGACCUGCGUGAGCUCCGCCCUGGCCAUCGUGGACCUCCUGAGCACGCACCGCGCCACCUGGGGCCCGGACUACAUCUCGCCGACGACGAUCCACUGGGUCAGCAUGGCGCUGUUCACGCUGGUCGAGGAGCUGGCCGGCUCCCCGGACCACCGCAACGCCUUCACGGAGCUGUGCAUGAUCGCCCGCACCUUCGCCCGCAAGUGGACCCUCAUGAAGGGCAUCCUGCGCAUGCUGCACGUCUCCGCCCAGAAGGACGGCGUCGCCCUGCCGCCCGAGACCCACGCCCUGUUCGUCGACUUCUCCGAUAAGAUGUGGGGCCGCGCCCAGCGCGACCGGUUCCGCAGUCUGUAUCCGAAUCCGAGCUCGUUGGCGGAGUCCGGUGGGGAUCGCUCCAGGGAGGAGGCGGAGCUGAGUAGCUUUUUGGAGAAGUGGGAUACGCUGGAGAUUCGGGAUGAUGGAGGUGGAGAGGGGGAGGAGCGGGCUUAG